Messenger RNA from Talaromyces rugulosus, 993 nucleotides. RefSeq lists its product as uncharacterized. The coding region runs from base 1 to 993 and encodes 330 amino acids. The record is from RefSeq and is a predicted model, not a curated record. Gene Ontology annotation, molecular function: 4-hydroxy-tetrahydrodipicolinate synthase activity. NCBI's taxonomy places the organism in Eukaryota, Fungi, Ascomycota, Eurotiomycetes, Eurotiales, Trichocomaceae. The transcript has a single exon.
AUGACGCUCCGCCCAGGAGUCUACUGUCCAACGGUGACCUUCUUCCACCCAGACACUGAAGACCUCGACAUCCCAUCAAUCCGCAAGCAUGCCGUGCGUCUCGCCAAGGCCGGACUCGCCGGACUGGUCACUCUGGGCUCCAACGGCGAAGCCGUGCAUCUAACACGCGAAGAGCGCAAAACGGUGACGCGCGAGUCCCGCGCUGCCCUCGAUGAGGCCGGAUACCACAAUGUGCCCAUCAUCGCAGGCGCCAGCGAGAAUAGCAUUCGCGGCACUAUCGAGCUGGCCAAGGAAAGCGCCGAAGCCGGCGCUGGAUAUGUGUUGAUCGUGCCGCCUAGCUAUUACCGCUAUGCCGUUGGCAAUGAUCAGACCAUCUAUGAAUUCUUCACUGGCGUGGCGGACCAGUCCCCCGUGCCGGUCAUUCUGUACAACUACCCGGGUGCUGUCGCUGGCAUUGAUAUGGAUUCCGACCUCAUUAUCCGUAUUUCUCAGCACCCCAACAUUGUAGGCACCAAGUUCACCUGUGCCAACACCGGGAAAUUGACCCGAGUUGCUCGUGCCCUCGAUGCCAUCACCCCGCAAGCUCCGUUCCCUACCAAGCCGCUGUCAUCGACAAAGACGGAGGCAAACCACCCAUAUGUUGCCUUUGGAGGAAUCGCCGAUUUCACCCUGCAAACACUAAUUUCCGGCGGCUCUGCCAUCAUCGUCGGCGGUGCCAAUGUCAUCCCCCGCACGUGCGUGCAGAUUUUCAACCUGUGGAGUAGCGGCAAGAUUGCCGAAGCCUUUGAGCUGCAAAAGGUCCUGAGUGACGGAGACUGGGUCCUGACAAAAUCUGCUAUUCCCGGCACAAAGCAGGCCAUCCAGCUGUUCUUUGGCUAUGGUGGCUACCCUCGGCGUCCGUUGCGCAGGUUGGACGAGGCGAGUGUCAAAGAUCUCGAAGGAAAGCUUCAAGAGAUCAUCGCUGUGGAACGCAGCCUGCCCGACUUUGCUUAG